Messenger RNA from Papilio machaon (common yellow swallowtail), 4351 nucleotides. It is a transcript of the gene Cep164, whose product is annotated as centrosomal protein of 164 kDa. Lineage: Eukaryota; Metazoa; Arthropoda; Insecta; Lepidoptera; Papilionidae. The transcript is spliced from 21 exons. Gene Ontology annotation, molecular function: protein binding. The record is from RefSeq and is a predicted model, not a curated record. Bases 133 to 4218 code for a protein of 1361 amino acids.
UCAUCGGGCCCGGAUUUCGUGAUCAAUGUUGUAAUUAUUUAAAUUAUGGGAAAUUCAGUUUUGUUAAACGAAAAUUUCUUUAAUAUUUUCGAAAAAGCUUUAUGUGAGCAGUGAAAUAAAAUAUGGUUUAAAAUGUCGUCACCGUCUGCUAUAGUGUGUCGCGAAAUAUUCGAUGAAAAUAGUCAACCGUCGGCCGAUGAAAUAUCAGAAUAUGCUCAACAAUUGGGUAUUGAUCCAGAAAGUGAGAGCCAUCUCUUGCCUUUGGCCCGGGAAGGUCUUAUGCAAGCUCUGCCACCUCCCUGGAAGGCAUAUUUUGAUGAGAAGCUCCAAACUCAUUACUAUUAUAAUGAGGACACAAAAAGGACACAAUGGGAACAUCCUCUAGAUAAAGUCUAUAAGGAGCUUGUGAAGAAGGCAAGAGAUGCCUCAAUACAUGAUGAUACUUGUGCUUCCGUACAGGAACUACCAACUUCGGAGGACAAUACAAAAAAUUUAGAACGUGUUGAAACGAAAGUUGAAAGUGAUGAUGACGACUUAUCAACAGACAGCGAAAAUCAUCCGUCUGAUGUCAAAGAUGCUGUGAACGCUGCUCAACGUCGCUUAACACCUCUCGGACGACCACCCCUUGCCCCUCUAUCGAGGCUUGAUAAAAAACUGAGUGAUUUGAGAAUAUCACCCUUAAGACGAAGUGUUGAUGGUCCGAUUUCCCCUAAACCAGCCUUAGUAAGGAAUACUUCAGAUAGAGAUUUGUUUAGUCGACCAACUUUUGAAAGGCCAAAAAUGCUAUUCAAGCAGCAAUCUGAGAUCAUUGAUUUAAAGAUGCACAUACUAAGCAGUCCAGAAGAAGAAAACUUUAGCCCUCUCUUAUCAACUGCAAAAAUAGACAAAGGAUUGCCAUUUUCAGGUAAAGGUAAUAUGUUUAUGAGGCUUUGUAAAUCAGAUUUACCAAGUCCAGAUACAGAGAAGUCCCUUCCGGGUGAUUCUGUAACUAAAAGUGAUCCACCAAAAGGGAUACUUAGAGAAAAAUCGGAUUCCUUCCAAAGAAAACAUGAGAGUGCGAUUUUGGGAAGACCAAAGCAGACUUAUAGCUUUGAUGAAGAUAAGAAAAGUGUCAGAUUUAAAUUAGAAAACGUUCCAGAACCUACUGUUAGUCCGGGAUCAAAUAGUUCAUCAGAUCAAAAUGAAGGACAGAGUUCAAUAUUAAGUGCUCCUCCUGUAUCCAUACAGUCAACUCUUGUUUCAUCACCUAUCAUCCCAUCAUCACCUGUUGUCCCUUCCCCUACCGUACCCUCCUCCCCUCUUCCCUUAUCACCAAGUCCAUCCCCAGUGCCAAUAAUGUUGAAUAACGUUCACCUAUCGCCGCUAGUAGCUAGACCUCCAUUGCCACCUCGGCCACACAUAGCAGAAAGUCCGAGAGAACCCAAGAGUAGCUCCGAGAAAGAUUCUUUUGAUGGUGAUACUCGUGACAAAUCACCGAGAAGACGUAUUUUGAAGCCGUCACCUUCCGACUAUAUAAAACCUGAUUUAUUUCAAAAGAACUUCCAGAAGAUAUCAGAUCUAGUCCGUCGAGGUGACGGGGACUCUCCAGUGAACAUUGAAGAACCUGGCUCUGAUAAGGAGGGUAGACCUAGAUCACCUAUGAUACCACAAAAAAAUAAAAUAUCAAUAAAUUUAAUGGAAAGUAUAGAUUCGGAAACGUCAAUCGAUUCUCCUGAUAGAGAAUUCGCGAAUAUCGAUCUUAAUGAUCUCGAUGAAUCGAACGAAAGCCACGAAAGUCAGAAGAAAGAUAAAUCCGAUAAAAGUUUAGACAUUGAAAAAAGUUCUAAAGAAAGUGAUGAGUCAGUACACAAUCAUUCCAAGACGUCAGAGAAUAGACCUCAGAGAAUUUCAGACAUGCCUAUACCACAAAUAAAAGUUCCUAAAUUAGAUCUCCUGUCUAAACAAUCUAAAUUCACACAUUCCGAUUCUGAGGAUUCUAGAAAAUCAUCUAAUAGAGAUGACGAUGUUAAAACAACACCUAGAUCUAAUAGCAUUGAUAUACCAAAAGAUAUAAAAACUCAAAUCAAAUUGUCUCCUACACCUAGUUUGGGUUCCGAUAGAUCGCCUAGGUUGGACUUUGGCAAAACUUUUUCAACCCUAUCUACCUUUAAACCGUUAAAAUUAAAUACGCCACAGAAUAAAUCUUCAGAUUCAGUUAGUCUUGGUAAAACAAGUCCUAGAUUAGAUGGAGUUAUUAUAUCACAAGGCAAAAGUAGUUCAGAUAAUGUAGUCGUAGUAUACCAAUUUGAAACGCAAGAAGAAAAUUUUCCAAAACCAAUCAAAUCUCCCUUAGUACCUGAUAUGGGUACAAGAGAUUUUAUUGAAAGAAAUAAAAAUGACGAAAAAAGGAGAUUGGAACUGUCAUUGCAAAAAGAAUUAGAGUUGAUAAGAAUGGAGUGGUCCGCUAAAGAGAAGAAAAUGAGAGCAGAGGUACAGGAGGAGAUAAAAGAAGCGGAACAGAAGUUUUUAACUGAAAAGAGAAUAAGACUUAAUGAACAAGCAGAUCGACAUAAAAGAGACAUGGAAGAGGCUUUAUCUACAGCUGAGCGUAAUCACGAACAAAUGUUGCAAGACGCAUUGAAAGAGCUGGAAAAACGUCAUCAGGACCAAGUGGAGUCUGCGGAGAGACAACACGCAGAGAACAUGGCGCGACUGCGAGAAGAUUAUAGAAUUAAGUUGGCUGAUGAAACUGAGAGUUUGGAAAUUGAGAAUGAACGAGCUCUUUGUGAAUUGAGAGAGCAAUUACAGAUGAGUCUGAACAGAGAGAGAACUCGAAUGAUAGAAGAGAACAGAGCUACCAUAGAGACUCUGAGAGAAGAACACACCACGAGGAUUACUGAACUAAGACACGAUUAUAGAGCUGAGGUGGAGAGGUUGCGCGGUCAGCACGCGUGUCACGUGGAGGAGGUGCGCGCGCGGCUGGCGGGAGAGCGCGCGGCCGCCGCACGCAGCGCGCGCGCGUCUCCGCACGACCGCGACCGCGCGCUCGCUGACAAGUACCGCUGUCUCAAGGAGAAGUAUGCACGUCUCAAGCACGAUGUCAAGAUGUCAAUAGAGCGUCGCAACAAACGUCGCGAGAUGAGCAUGACAACCGGCUCCGAAACUGAGAAAUCUAAUUCACACAAAGCCACACAGUCUCAUGAAAAAUGUAAAGAAGCUAACGAGAAGAGUAUAAGCGUAGUGAUCGAGACAGAACCACGAGUGAGACGUAACAAUAAUACUGUUAGAAACAACGACAACGAAACAUCCGCCUCUGAGAGUAACGCACACAGAUCUGAUAAUAACAACGACUGGAAACUGAAGACUAACAUUUUACCAUCAGCGGAGUCGUCGUUAACGUCGGGGGCGAAGGCUCCGCGCCGACGUACCGCAGUCGCCUUCCGCGAGCCGCCGAAGUCGGACCGCGACCGCGACAGAGAUACCGGAGCUACCACCGACUAUCAAGACUCCUCAGACGCGACCACAGCAGACGAAAAACCCAAAGAAACUAUUAAUGGUCACGGUCGUCGGCGAUGCUUCACAAGAUUAAAGUCUGCCUCCACAUCUAGACUCAAUUACUCACCCAAACGUGGCGAAGGUUGGUCCAGUCCGCUGGAAUCUCUUCGUCAGCAGCUCCGCAAGUUGGACGACUUAGAAGAUCAGUUCCCGGACUUAGCUUGUCAACCUGCUUACAGUCUGCGAUAUCCCUUCUCUGAACUAGGUGCAGUGACGACGGCGAACACUCCCGAACUGGAGUUCGUACGUCACCGCGCGCUGGUGGAGCGCGAGGGCAUGCGACGUGCUCGCGCCGUGCUCAAGCGACGUCGUGCAGCGCUGCGGGACUCGCGCGCCAACCUCUCCCCGCACCGCGCCACCUCGGAGACUACGACAAGUGAAGCAUCUUCAGGUAGCGAGGGUGGUGAUGGUGGUGACGGUGGUGAGGGGGUUGAGGGGUUGGAGACGAGUGGUGCAGUGCUGAGGUCGCUCCGUGCACUACACGCAGACGUGCGCGAUAUCUGGCGAGCUCUGGACGCCCGAAGACCAAACAACACUUCACCUGAAACUAGUUCCUACAAUGUAGCAACUACAUCGCAGACUAGGAUGACUUUAUCCGCACCUGAUCCAAUGUUAAAUGAAACAUCCGAUGGAGUGACUGAAAGGGCUAAAGGGCUCCGGGCUUGGCUUCAAACGGCCCCAUGAAACGUUUCCGACUGAUUCUUGUCUUAUAAUCUAGUCUAUAAUUUCCAAAUGUCUAUCUAGAAGUCUAAUAUUCCAUAGAAUUAUAUUUACUUACGUUACAAUGUUUAUUUAUCCCGAGAAAUUAUGCCAAAUG